AUGGACGAAGAGCUGAGGCUCGGAAUGAUUACCGCAAAAGAUCAUCUCAUCUCUACGUUUCUGACCACCCUCCUUCUCGGUUCCAACGUCGUUCUUUGUUUCAUAUGCGUGCAGAUACUUGUCAACCGUCAUAGAGACGGCGUGCCCAGCGCCAGCCGCUUGCUUUGCGCGACCGUCUUACACUUAUGCCUGUGUAUUGGCCACUCUGCUGCGUUCUUUGGAGCCGCUCUGCAAGGUUUGGUCAAUCACGCCUCGGAACCCUACGGGGCCGCAACGUACUUCAACGAGCACUGGGCUGGUGGCUGGAAAACGGCCCAGAUCGCCUUCUUCGCUGGUAACGACGCAUGCUAUAACGCAAUCUUGGUAUGGCGCAUACACGUUGUAAUGAGUUCUGACUGGCGUUUCACUAUCCCCACUGCUGCGAUGGCGAUUGGUGCAGCGAUUGGAGGAUUUGGUAGCGCGGUUCGGGCGGCGAUGCUGCCUUGCGAGAUCGGGAUAACGGACUUCUUCACCGCUCUUGCACCCUGGCUUACGUCCUUCACUGUCACUUCUGCCGCCAUGCAGGUCAUAUCUUCCCUGCUCAUCUCUUGGAAGGUGUGGGCUGUGGUGGUUCGCGAUACGGACUCGAAGCCCAGAUCAUGCAACUUCGUUAGUGCCGAGUGCGCAUCUCUGCGCAUCAUCAUCGAGUCCGGUGUUGUACGUGCACUAUGCGGUAUAACGCUUGUUCCAUUUGCUUGGGGGGAUAGCAUGGGUGCUGUCAUCGUUGCAGCUGUUGCGUGCCAAGUCGACGCUACAGCAUCCUAUCUUAUCAUCAUCCGGACAGAGUCUUUGCGUACUGGAAAUACACGUAGACCAUCCACGAAUUACUUAUCCGAUGUGCCAUUGGACUCGAUACAAUUGACUGAGUUUACGAAGACGCGGGACAUCACUCAGCGCAGAACAAGGGCGGCCAGUGUUGGAAGCUCUAUGGCCUGA
Molecule: messenger RNA, 975 nt
Organism: Peniophora sp. CBMAI 1063
Lineage: Eukaryota; Fungi; Basidiomycota; Agaricomycetes; Russulales; Peniophoraceae
Source: the annotation of a GenBank genome assembly